Brassica napus (rape) is the source of this 1196-nucleotide messenger RNA. RefSeq lists its product as uncharacterized. The record is from RefSeq and is a predicted model, not a curated record. The coding region runs from base 127 to 678 and encodes 183 amino acids. Gene Ontology annotation, biological process: protein ubiquitination. NCBI's taxonomy places the organism in Eukaryota, Viridiplantae, Streptophyta, Magnoliopsida, Brassicales, Brassicaceae. Gene Ontology annotation, cellular component: membrane. Gene Ontology annotation, molecular function: zinc ion binding; ubiquitin-protein transferase activity. The transcript is spliced from 6 exons.
CCACCAUAUUAUGUAUUCUUCUCUCGGAGAAAGGAAAAACAGAGUAAAGCUUUUGAAAAGCAGAGCUUAAUAAGAGCGCCUUUUUUCGUCAGCUAAGUUCAAACGCAGAGACGAAGGAUCGGAGAGAUGGGAGAUGUAAUAAUAUUCAUCGAAGAUACAGAUAUAAAUUCGAGUUUCUCUCGCUGCAGAAUAUGUCACGAAGAAGAAGAAGCAGAGAGCUACUUUGAAGCUCCUUGUUCUUGCUCAGGCACCGUCAAGUUCGCUCACAGAGAUUGCAUACAACGAUGGUGCGAUGAGAAAGGAAACACGAUUUGUGAAAUAUGUCUCCAGGAUUAUAAACCUGGAUACACCACAACUUCAAAACCAUCUCGUUUAGUUGAAGCAACAGCCACGACCAGGACGAGGAGACAAUACGGAGGAAGAAGAAAUCGAAGAUUAGUGGACAGAACUGAAUCAGAAUUUCCAGAAUGCAACUCUGAAGCUAACAGAGGCGAUUCUUGUUGUAGAUACUUGGCUCUCAUUCUAUCGGUGGUUUUGUUGAUAAAGAAUGCGUUUGAUGUGGUUUAUGGAACGGACGAGUAUCCCUUCACGAUUUUCACGGAAUCUGAAGAAGAUACGUUAAGCUCUGAAGAUGAUGAUGGCUUGGAGGAGGAAGAGCAACAGCAACAUUUGGUUUGAUUUUUUUGCUCUCCGUCAUCAUCAUGUUAUUACUCAACACAUAUACAAAUAGGAAUCUGUAACCACUAGAAACUGUUAAUUAAUAUUCAUAAAGAUCUUUAAGCUAUAAAACAAGAUUAGAGGUGAAAUAAAGUACCUCUCAUAUUUCAACUUCAUCCAACAUCUCAUAUACUUGGUUGGGAGAAAAUAGAUACGUUUUGGCAUUUAAAGUAAAUAUAGCGCGAAAUUUAGCGGACAGGUGGAGAGAUGGACGGUAGCGAUCUAAUAGAGAUUUACAUAUUUAAAACCCAUUUUCCGUACAUAAAAAGAGUGUGGCUGCCGGGAUUCGAGCCCGGGUCUCCACGGCCACAACGCGGGAUACUUACCACUAUACUACAGCCACUUUGUUGGUUAUUAUUUACAAUUCCUUAUGUAUUAAUUGUAUAGAUUCAGAACAAUGUAUUUUCACAUGCAAAUGCUUUUCCAAAUGCAAAAUAACUUUGUCAUUCAUAUUCGUAUAUGUUUGUUUUUAGAAGACA